Messenger RNA from Miniopterus natalensis, 1223 nucleotides. The record is from RefSeq and is a predicted model, not a curated record. Lineage: Eukaryota; Metazoa; Chordata; Mammalia; Chiroptera; Miniopteridae.
UGGGGUUUUUCCUCCUGUGGUCAUCUGGAGGAGAGAUCGUCGUGGCAGGACGAGCUGCAGCUCUCUCCACUGUCUUAGCAUUUUCAGAGGGCAGACAUGCCUGAAGGUGAGGAUUUGGGACCAGACAAAAGCUGGGAAGUUAUAAAUUCCAAACCAGAUGAAAGACCCAGGUUCAGCCACUGCAUUGCAGAAUCAUGGAUGAAUUUCAGCCUAUUUCUUCAAGAAAUGUCUCUUUUCAAACAGCAGAGCCCUGGCAAGUUUUGUCUCCUGGUCUGCAGCGUGUGCACGUUUUUUAUGAUCUUGGGAAGUUACAUUCCUGGGGUUAUUCUCAGCUAUCUACUCUUACUGUGUGCAUUUUUGUGUCCACUGUUUAAGUGCAACGAUAUGGGACAGAAACUGUACAGCAAAAUCAAGUCAGUUCUGCUGAAACUAGAUUUUGGAAUUGGAGAAUAUAUUAACCAGAAAAAACGUGAGCGAUCCGAAGCAGACAAAGAAAAAAGUCACAAAGAUGACAGUGAAUUAGACUUGUCAGCUCUUUGUCCUAAGAUUAGCCUCACGGUGGCUGCCAAAGAGUUGUCUGUGUCCGACACAGACGUGUCCGAGGUCUCCUGGACUGACAAUGGGACCUUCAACCUUUCAGAAGGAUAUACUCCACAGACAGACACUUCUGACGAUCUUGACCGACCUAAUGAGGAAGUUUUCUCUCGAGGCCUCUCAGAUUUUCCAUCUCUAGAAAAUGGCAUGGGAACAAACGAUGAAGAUGAGUUAAGCCUUGGCUUGCCCACUGAGUCCAGGAGGAAAAAGGAACAGUUGGACAGCGGCCUCAGACCCAGCAGAGAGAGGCAGUCACCAGCGGGUCUCACUCUUCCUCUGAGCAGUGACCAAACCCUUCAGCUGAUGAGCAACCUGGCUGGGGACGUCAUCACAGCUGCAGUGACUGCUGCUAUCAAAGACCAGGUAGAGGGCGCACAGCAAGCCCUGCUGCAGGCUGCGCCAAGCCCUGGCGAGGACACAGACACUGAAGAAGGGGAUGACUUUGAACUACUUGAUCAGUCAGAGCUCGAUCAGAUUGAGAGCGAGUUGGGACUUUCACAAGACCAGGAAGCAGAGGCACAGCAAAAUAAGAAGUCUUCAGGCUUCCUUUCAAAUCUGCUCGGAGGCCAUUAGUCUGGGAAUCAGCAUGUACGACAGAGCACAGAUAAACUACCAAAAAAUUCAAACAA